CAACCGGACUGGUCUAUGACGAUCGGAUGCUACAACAUCGGCAUGAAUGGUCUUGCAGUGAACAAGAGUCCCCAGCCCGGUUACAACGGGCCUACGAAAGAUGCCACGAAGAAGGCUUGAUUUCAAGAUGCAUGCUAGUUCCGGUAAGAUGCUUCUCUUCCCGUUUCUCUUUUCUCAGUUCAUUGUGCGCCAAAAUCGUUUUCUUUCUCUCUCUCUCUCUAUCCCCACACCCGACCCUAGUCCGUGAUUUCCAGUGCGUCACAUUCCAUUCGAAGCCCAGUUCUUCUUCGAAUGGUUAA
Messenger RNA from Echinostoma caproni, 299 nucleotides. The record is from the annotation of a GenBank genome assembly. NCBI's taxonomy places the organism in Eukaryota, Metazoa, Platyhelminthes, Trematoda, Plagiorchiida, Echinostomatidae.